Loxodonta africana (African savanna elephant) is the source of this 2999-nucleotide messenger RNA. RefSeq names its product engulfment and cell motility 3 (gene ELMO3). The coding region runs from base 100 to 2262 and encodes 720 amino acids. NCBI's taxonomy places the organism in Eukaryota, Metazoa, Chordata, Mammalia, Proboscidea, Elephantidae. Gene Ontology annotation, biological process: cell motility; actin filament organization. The record is from RefSeq and is a predicted model, not a curated record. The transcript has 20 exons.
GGCUGCGCUGUCGUCCCCAGGGGCCCUAGACCAGGUGCGCCCUCGGCUGGAGGUAGCGCCAUCUGGGGGAAGUGCAGGCGCCCGCGGCCCAGCUGGACCAUGGCGCCCCCGCGGAACGUGGUCAAGAUCGCCGUCCAGAUGCGUGACGCCAUCCCUCAGCUCAUCCAGCUGGACCAGGCAAAGCCGCUGGCCGCUGUGCUGAAGGAAGUGUGCGACGCGUGGAGUCUGACACACUCAGAGCGCUAUGCCCUGCAGUUUGCUGAUGGACACAGGAGAUACAUCACAGAGAACAACCGCACGGAGAUCAAGAAUGGCAGCAUCCUGUGCCUCAGCACUGCCCCAGACCUUGAGGCUGAGCGGCUGUUGGGUGGGCUGCAGAGUGGGAGUCGUGAAGGGCGCCGGGAGGCCCUGCAGCACCUCAUCCUGCUGGCCCCAGACCUAACCUUUGCCCGGGAGGUCAUUAGCCGUGAUGGGCUUCAGAGGCUAGGCACCAUCAUUGAAGAUGGGGACGACCUAGGGGAGGUGUUGGCCCUUGGGCUGCAGGCCUUCUCGGAGCUUAUGGAGCAUGGCGUCGUAUCCUGGGAGACGCUCAGCAUCCCCUUUGUCAGGAAGGUGGUGUACUACGUGAACAUGAACCUGAUGGAUGCCUCUGUGCAGCCCCUGGCCCUGGGGCUGCUGGAGAGUGUGACCUUGAGCAGCCCUGCCCUGGGCCAGCUGGUCAAAAGCGAGGUGCCAUUGGAUAGGCUGCUGGUGCACCUUCAGGUCAUGAAUCAGCAGCUGCAAACCAAGGCUAUGGCGCUGCUGACGGCCCUGCUGCAGGGGGCCAGCCCUGCCGAGCGUAAGCACAUGCUUGACUACCUAUGGCAGAGAAACUUCCGUCAGUUCAUCUAUAAGAACAUCAUCCACAGUGCAGCACCACUGGGCGACGAGAUGGCUCACCACUUGUACGUCCUGCAGGCCCUCACACUGGGGCUGCUGGAGCCGCGCAUGCGGACACCGCUGGAUCCGUACAGCCAGGAGCAGCGGGAGCAGCUGCAGGCCCUUCGCCAGGCAGCCUUUGAGCCAGAGAGGGAGUCCCCGGGCGCUGUGAUGAGUGCCGACCGCCGCCGUUCCCUCUGUGCCCGCGAGUUCCGUAAACUGGGCUUCUCGAAUAGCAACCCAGCGCAGGACCUAGAGCGCGUGCCCCCUGGACUGCUGGCCCUGGACAACAUGCUCUACUUCUCCAGACACGCGCCCAACGCCUACAGCCGGUUUGUGUUGGAGAACAGCAGCCGUGAGGACAAGCACGAAUGUCCUUUUGCCCGAAGCAGCAUCCAGCUGACUGUGCUGCUGUGUGAGCUGCUCCACGUGGGGGAGCCCUGUUCCGAGACGGCCCAGGACUUUUCACCCAUGUUCUUCGGCCAAGACCAAAGCUUCCACGAGCUCUUCUGUGUAGGGAUCCAGCUGCUGAAUAAGACCUGGAAGGAGAUGCGGGCCACACAGGAGGACUUCGACAAGGUCAUGCAGGUGGUACGGGAGCAGCUGGCCCGCACACUGGCCCUGAAGCCCACCUCCCUGGAGCUCUUCCGAACCAAAGUGAACGCGCUUACCUACGGGGAAGUGCUGCGGCUGCGGCAGACAGAGCGGCUGCACCAGGAAGGCACACUGGCCCCUCCCAUACUGGAGCUUCGGGAGAAGCUGAAACCGGAGCUCAUGGGCCUGAUCCGCCAGCAGCGUUUGCUCCGCCUCUGUGAGGGGACACUCUUCCGCAAGAUCAGCAGCCGGCGGCGCCAGGACAAGCUGUGGUUCUGCUGCUUAUCCCCCAACCACAAGGUGCUGCAGUAUGGAGAUGUGGAGGAGGGUGCGAGCCCACCGCCCCCUGAGAGCCUGCCCGAGCAGCUUUCUGUGGCCGACAUCCGGGUGCUCCUGACAGGCAGGGACUGCCCCCACAUCCGGGAGAAGGGCUCCGGGAAGCAGAACAAGGACCUCUGUGAGUUAGCUUUCUCAGUCAGCUACGACCGUGGGGAGCAGGAGGCACACCUCAACUUCAUUGCUCCCUCCAAGCGGGAGUUCCACCUGUGGACAGAUGGGCUGAGCGCCCUGCUGGGCAGCCCCAUGGGCAGUGAGCAGACACGGCUGGAUCUCGAGCUCCUGCUGACCAUGGAGACCAAGCUGCGGUUGUUGGAGCUAGAGAACGUGCCCAUCCCUGAGCAGCCACCCCCCAUACCCCCACCGCCCACCAACUUCAACUUCUGCUACGACUGCAGCAUUGCUGAACCCUGACGGGGCCUUGGAGGGUGGAAAGUGGAGAAGCAUAGACACCCCUAGCUGGAAGAGAUUGCAGCAGAAAUAAAAAGUUGGCUUGGCUCUUGGGUCUGUGUGUUUAGCCAGCUCUGAACCCUGUAGGCCAAGCCUGCUUUAGUGACAACCAGUCUUCCCCUUCUGCCUUUCACACUUAGCUGUGAAUGAAGUGGGGCAUCAGGCCAGGGCCACAGUGUGGGGUACAACCUGGCUGUGAUAGCUGAGGGGCUGGUGUUUGGAAGGACAGUGGGAGAAGCUAGCUUUGCCUGAGAAUCAACCGAUAGUACACCAUUCUUGAGGCCACAUGGGGCACCUGUGGGACUCUGGGCCAGGCCAGAGGAUGUAGGUGCCUCUGGUGUUUUCUCCAUUGUUCUGGGCUAGGCCUCUUCAGCUGAGGGGGAGGUGCCCUUCAGUCUGACGCUUAAGACAAGGAGGUAAGAUGUGGAAUUUUUAAUCUUGUUUGGGUCCACAACAAAGACUGACUUAGCUGCUAAAGUUCAGUGCUUGUAGGGGCUGGGAGAGUGCCGGCAGGGGACAAGGUAGGGCACAGGCCUCAGGUCUGAGAAGAGGGCAGGGCAAGAGGCACACAGUCUGCUCCUCCCCAGCACUAGAUCCAGCCAACUUGGGGGCCUGGCCAACUAAAGCAGGGGCUGUGGUUUCUAGGGGCUGAUGGCGGCAGCACGUAGCUGGAAAGAAGUCGCUCCUGGUUGUGGAUUAGA